UGUCGCUCCGGCUUCGGGAUUGCUCAGGUCCAACAGAGAGCACCGAGCGAGAAAAAAAAACGAUCCCCUUUCUUCUCUUACCCACUUUCAUCAAGCACCUUCCCGCACCCAACCUCGGAUUCGUGGUGCGCGCCCGCGAGCGAUUCGACGCGCUACCGCCCCGGCGGACCCUGCUCGGCCGGAGCCGGACGUGCCUCACGUGGUUGUGUUAUAUAAACCUGCACUCUGAUGAUACGUGUGGUGACCACAGAGACAGCAAAAUUGGCUUUCUGAAAACAAAAGAUGUUUGUACCUAAAACAGAUAACCAAUCUGAUCUCGAGGGGCCGCAUAGAAAUGCUGGGCCGUGGCUGUGCUCCAUUUGCUCGCAGCAAAAUGAUACGAGUUGUAUGUCCUGUGAGGUAUGCGGCGUUCUUCGGGAUUUGUCGCUGUAUUUCAAUAACACCAAUGAACCUGAAGGUGGAGAAACAAGCAUUCUGGUGUGUCUGUACUGGCAAGAUCUCUUUUCACACCAUCCAGUCCAAAAUCAAAAGCCAUUGUUUUCUCCGAUGGAUUUCGAGGCAACAAAAACGCAACAGGACAUAUGCAAGCUUCCUUGGGUACCCUCCACAAAACAUUCAUGACACAUAAGCAGCGCCAUAACAUAGACUAGUGGAGACACCUGGAACAUGACUGCAUUAUGUUGAUAUUGACAGUGCCUUUCAAGUUUGAUAUACCAUCUCCUGAUGACAUGGUCUCUAUAGGCUUAAAAUCGUCCAGACAUUUGCGAAAAGAUAUCCCCGGAAAGAUGGUGAUGGGUGAUGAUGAUCUUGUAGCUGAGAAGGAUACAAGUACAGACCCAAGUUCAUCAGUGAAGUUGGAUGAACUUGGUGGAAAUAGUAGCAGUGUUGCCGCCAAUACUCGGAACGAAACUCUUAUUUUGGACAAUGAGCUACAACAUUUGAGUUUAGAGAGGAAGCCAAAAAACAGUAAAGCCAAGAUUAAGAAGCCAGUUCCUGUUUCACAGUACAAGCCAGAACCGUGGAUGCUACAGGGAGAAGAUCAAGAAAUGCCUAGGCAACUAAAUCUUGCUAUUGUUGGUCACGUUGAUUCUGGCAAAUCAACAUUAUGUGGUCGGUUGCUGCAUGCCCUGGGUAGAAUUUCAAAAAAGCAAAUGCAUAAGAAUGAGAAAGAAGCGAAAGAAAAGGGAAAAGGGUCGUUUGCAUAUGCUUGGGCCAUGGAUGAGAGUGCUGACGAAAGGGCACGUGGUAUCACGAUGAAUGUCGGUGUAGCAUACUUUGACACCAAAAACUACCAAGUUGUUAUGCUCGACUCCCCUGGUCACAAAGAUUUCGUUCCUAACAUGAUAUCUGGAGUGACACAAGCUGAUGCAGCUGUCCUAGUUGUUGAUGCCUCUCUAGGAUCAUUUGAGUCGGGUAUGGGCGUUAAUGGGAUUGGACAGACAAAGGAGCACUCACAGCUUAUUCGAAGUUUCGGUGUUGAGAACUUGAUAGUUGCUGUUAAUAAGAUGGAUUCAGUGGAAUAUUCGGCGGAACGCUUCAAUUAUGUGAAAUCACAACUUGGCAUUUUUCUCCGAUCAUGUGGCUAUAAAGAGUCAGCGAUAACCUGGGUUCCUUUGAGUGCAAUGGAAAAUGAGAAUCUGGUGACAGCAGCUUCAGAUACUCGUCUCUCAUCAUGGUUUCAUGGGACUUGCCUUCUGGAAGCAAUUGACUCGUCAGCAGCACCUCACCGUGAUGUUUCAAAGCCACUACGGCUUCCAAUUUGUGAUGUUAUUUCAUCCCAUGUGCUGGGGCAAGUGGCGGUUUGCGGUAAAGUAGUGUGUGGAGCAAUCCGAAGCGAUUCCAAGGUUCUUGUGAUGCCUUCUGGAGAGCUAGCUACAGUGAAAAUCAUCGAGCGGGACUCCUCUCGUCUCAGCUCGGCAAGAGCCGGCGACAACAUUGCGAUUGGGCUGCAAGGGAUCGACCCUAUCCAUGUGAUGUCGGGUGGAGUCCUGUGCCAUCCAGAUUACCCCGUGUCGGUGGCGUCUUCCCUGGAGCUGAAGAUCCUGGUGCUAGACAUCACCGUACCCAUACUGCCGGGCCUUCAGUUUGAGCUCCACGCACACCACGCGAAGGUGUCGGCGUCCCUGGUGAGGAUCGUGUCGCUGCUGGACCAGAAGACCGGCAAGGCCUCGGCGAGGAAGCCGCGGAUGCUGACCGCAAGGCAGGCCGCCGUCGUCGAGGUGAGGCUGGAGAGGGAGGUGUGCGUGGAGGAGUUUGGAACACUCAAGGCCCUCGGCCGCGCGUUCCUGCGGUCGCAGGGGAGCACCGUGGCGGUCGGCGUCGUGACCCGCGUCGUGCAGGUCGACAUGUCCACGUUGCGAGCUCCACCUACCGUCCCGUCCGGCCGUCCCCGUCCGUCGAGGUCGUCGUUGAUUUGCUUGCCCAUGUCAGCACGUCCGCCGAUCGAGCUGCUUCAACUCAAACUCUCGAGUUAUAGAUACACUAGCCUGCGGCGCGCAUAAUGAGACCAUCCAUUCGAUUGAACCAACCAUCCAUACGUACAUAUUGUAACAGCUUCACCGGUGUUCGGGAUUAGUUAACUCGGCGUCUGCAUACAUACAUUUGUUUAACACUUCAA
Molecule: messenger RNA, 2617 nt
Organism: Triticum aestivum (bread wheat)
Lineage: Eukaryota; Viridiplantae; Streptophyta; Magnoliopsida; Poales; Poaceae
Product: HBS1-like protein
Exons: 13
Coding region: 678-2501 (607 amino acids)
Molecular function (GO): GTP binding; GTPase activity
Source: RefSeq, a predicted model, not a curated record